This is a messenger RNA of Gilbertella persicaria, 508 nucleotides long. RefSeq lists its product as uncharacterized. The record is from RefSeq and is a predicted model, not a curated record. NCBI's taxonomy places the organism in Eukaryota, Fungi, Mucoromycota, Mucoromycetes, Mucorales, Choanephoraceae. The transcript has 2 exons. Bases 143 to 457 code for a protein of 104 amino acids.
AAUCAAAAGAAAAGGUUGAACCUGAAAAUGCAGAAAAGACAAACAAUAUAGAAAAAAUACCUGCUUGGACGAUUGAAGGCAUUACACAGCAUAAUCUUGAGCCCAGUGUCACUUUGGCUGAACAUAAAGAAUACAAAAGUUAAUGGUCACCCAUGGCGAUCGCUCUACUUACAACAGUGUUGAAAAUUUCCCUGAAUUUCAACAAUAUCAAAACUAUAUUCAUAAAAAUGUUUUGGAUGAACAUCCUCAAGCAAUCAAAACAACAAGUCUAGAUGAACAAGUCUAUCAUACGUAUGUUGAUAUUCCUCGUCGUGCUGCUUCUGUUCAAGUAAGCCGAGAAUGGAAUGGAAUGGCAAGAAAAAGAUACGAAGGAUAUGCUAAUUACCUUAAACAUGGCAAAUAUCCACUUCCUCAGCCAUUAUCACUUCAAAAACAAGCAUCUACAAUGACUGAUUAGGAAACAACAUUUGGGCUGAGAUUUAAUAAUAAAAAGAUAGUGCAACUUUUU